AUGUGCCGCCCGCUGCGCGGCUUUUAUCUUCCCGCGUUGGCUCCGGUCAACUUCUGCGAGGCAGACCGAGAGACUUCUACCUGCAAGUCAUCAGUAGCACUAUUUGUAAAUAGACUGGACUCAGUGGAAUCUGUGCUACCUUAUGAGUAUAAUAUUUUUGACUUCUGUCAAGACUCUGGAAAGAAGAGCCUUUCUGAAAAUCUUGGACAAGUACUAUUUGGAGAACGAAUAACAUCAUCUCCUUAUGAGUUUUCUUUUAAUGAGACAGAAACGUGUAAAGGUUUGUGUACCAAAACCUAUGGGAUGCAGCAAAAGCAGGAAGCCCAAAAGCUGGAUUUCUUGAAGAGAGGAAUAUAACUGAAUUAUGAACAUCACUGUUGUGUUUGGAUGAUUGUUAAUAUGCCAGUGAUAUGGUGUCGUGAUAUGGAAGAUGGAAAAAAGUUCUGCACACCAGGAUUUCCGAUAGGAUGUUUUAUUACCCAACGUGGCAUAUCGAAAGAUGCUUGCAUUAUCCAUCCUGAAUUCAACAAAAGUAAUACUUUCUACCUCUUCAACCGUGUCGAUAUUACCAUUACAUAUCACGGGGAAGGUGAAACAAAUUGGGGUAUUGUAAGAUUGGUUACUGCUGGACUUGAUCCCCAAAGCUAUAAACAUUCAGAUGAAAACCACCUAACUUGUAAUGGACCCCCUAUGGAAAUUCCUGGAGAAUAUACAGGUAAGUUGAAUGUAACCUACACUUACUCUGUGAAAUUUGAAGAAAACAAACAUAUCAAGUGGGGUUCUAGAUGGGAUUAUAUUUUGGAGUCCAUGUCUCAUACCAGCAUUCAGUGGUUUAGUAUUAUGAUUUCCAUUGUUAUUGCUGUCUUCUUAUCUGGAAUGGUGGCUAUGAUCAUAUUAAGGACUCUCCAGAAAGAUAUUAUCAGAUAUAAUCAGAUGAGUUUUCCCGAAGAUGCCCAGAAGGAAUUCGGUUGGAAGCUGGUUCAUGGGGAUGUAUUCAGACCUCCAAGGAGUGGAAUGUUGCUGUCAGUUUUCCUGGGUCGAACACAAGUUUUGAUUAUGACAUUUAUUACUUUAUUUCUGGCCUGUCUUGGUUUCCUUUCCCCUGCCAAUCGAGGUGCUUUAAUGACCAGUGCUAUUCUGUUAUGGGUCCUUCUGGGAACCUCUGCUGGAUACGUAUCUGCUAAGUUGUAUAUGACAUUUAGAGGUAUUAAGUGGAAGACAAAUUUUUUGCUGACAGCACUACUGUGUCCUGGUAUCCUCUUUGCAGACCUCUUCAUCAUGAAUCUAAUUCUUUGGGUGGAAGGGUCAUCAGCUGCCAUCUCCUUUGGUACAGGUAUCCUCACAAUGUGGUUUGGAAUUUCACCCCCACUAACAUUUUUGGGUGCAUACAUUGGAAGCAAGCAAAAGCAGUUUAGGUAUCCAGUUCGCACAAACCAGAUUCCCCGUCAGAUGCCUCAACAGACUUUCAUUAGAAAACCACUUUUUGGCCUCAUCAUCAGUGGCAUUUUACCUUUUGGUUGUAUUUUUAUUCAACUCUUUUGCAUUCUAAACAGUAUUUGGUCUCAUCAGAUGUACUUCAUGUUUGGCUUCCUUUUCUUAGUCUUUAUAAUUCUCCUGAUUACUUGUUCAGAAGCUACCGUUUUGCUGUGUUAUUUUCAUUUGUGUACUGAGGAUUAUCGUUGGUGGUGGAGAGCCUUUUUUACCAGCAGUUUUACAGCUGUUUACCUUUUUUUGUAUGCAGUUUAUUACUUCUUUACCAAACUUCAAAUCACGGGCAUUGCAAACACCAUUUUGUACUUUGGGUACACGAUGAUCAUGGUCUUGAGUUUCUUCCUUUUCACAGGGACAGUUGGAUUUUCUUCCUGCUUCUGUUUUAUUACUAAAAUCUACAGUGUGGUGAAAGUGGAUUAAAGAAUGUCCCCAGAGGCUUCCAGGCACAUCACCCUUGCUUUUGAAUAUAUAUCUGUAUCUAUAUGAACAUCUAUAGAGAUAUAUAUGUAUGCUUCCAAUUGCAUGUUUUUAAUAUCUAUCCAUUUAAAAACCUCGUUGUCCGGCCUCCGUUUGUAUGACACAAAAUACGAUCGU
Molecule: messenger RNA, 2085 nt
Organism: Physeter macrocephalus (sperm whale)
Lineage: Eukaryota; Metazoa; Chordata; Mammalia; Artiodactyla; Physeteridae
Product: transmembrane 9 superfamily member 2-like
Biological process (GO): protein localization to membrane
Cellular component (GO): membrane
Source: RefSeq, a predicted model, not a curated record